AUGGUUAAAAAAAUAGAUAAAUCUUUAAAUACAAAUAUACACCAAUAUCAUAUUGUUGGAAGAGCUAUUCCUACAGCUAAGGAUAAGAACCCAAAUGUUUAUCGCAUGUGUAUAUUUGCUAAGAAUGAUACUAAUGCAAAAUCUCGCUUUUGGUAUUUUAUGAAAAAGAUUAAUAAACUUAAAAAAUCUAAUGGAGAAUUAUUAGCAUGUGAACAAAUUAAAGAAAGGUUUCCCUUACGUGUAAAGAACUAUGGUGUUUUAUUAAGAUAUGAUAGUAGAACAGGUACUCAUAAUAUGUAUAAAGAAUUUAGAGAUACAACGAAAGAAGGAGCUAUAGCUCAAUUAUAUUCUGAAAUGGCUGGUAGGCACAGAGCAAGAGCCUCAUCUAUUAAUAUUAUAAGAAUCUCUGAAAUAAGUUCUAGUUUAGUCAGGAGACCACAUAUUAAACAAUUAUUAAAAAGAAGACUAAGAUUUCCAGCAUUGCAUUUACCAACCUUACAAAAGGAAUAUAGAAAGAAAUUUGCAUCAAAAAGACCAUCCACAUAUAGAAUGUAA
Plasmodium reichenowi is the source of this 555-nucleotide messenger RNA. RefSeq names its product 60S ribosomal protein L18, putative. The transcript has 2 exons. The record is from RefSeq and is a predicted model, not a curated record. Bases 1 to 555 code for a protein of 184 amino acids. Gene Ontology annotation, biological process: translation. NCBI's taxonomy places the organism in Eukaryota, Apicomplexa, Aconoidasida, Haemosporida, Plasmodiidae. Gene Ontology annotation, molecular function: structural constituent of ribosome. Gene Ontology annotation, cellular component: ribosome; cytosolic large ribosomal subunit.